Messenger RNA from Drosophila innubila, 2485 nucleotides. RefSeq names its product putative polypeptide N-acetylgalactosaminyltransferase 13. The transcript has 7 exons. The record is from RefSeq and is a predicted model, not a curated record. Lineage: Eukaryota; Metazoa; Arthropoda; Insecta; Diptera; Drosophilidae. Gene Ontology annotation, cellular component: Golgi apparatus.
UGGUUGCAAUGUCUCUCGGCUCUCGGCAACGUCAGUUGCGCUGUUGCCUCGUCGUUGUCUUGGCCUUAUUUGUCAGUCAGUUUCUUGUAGUGCUAGUGUUAUCACGAUAUCGAUUCUUUGAUGAUUUGGUGUCCGACAGAUCCAAUUUCCAGCACCUGAGCUUGGCCAAUAAUGUUGAUUGGCGUGCAUUUAUUGCUCAUACGCCCGAGCAGCCGGAUGCAUUCUUUCAAUACAAUCGUCAGUUAAGUGACAAGUUGCCGGCAGUGCGUUCAUUGCCAAGGACACGACAUGACAGUUGCAACACACGCACCUACAAGCUGCCACAUGCCUCGUACGCCAAGUUGAGCGUUGUGAUAAGUUUCUACAAUGAGGCGCGUUCCAUAUUGCUGAGAACGCUCUUGACCCUGAUCAGUCGAACACCCGCGGAUUAUCUCCACGAGCUCAUCAUCAUCGAUGACUGCAGUGAAGAUGCCAAUCUGUUGGAUAGACUCGAUGGACUGAUAAGGAGUAUGUUUGCCACGCCAGCUGCUUGCCCCAUUCUCAACUUCAAGCGCAAUCCUCAGCGACGGGGUCUAAUUUGGUCACGCAACGAGGGGGCACGAGUUGCAAGUGGAAAUUACUUGCUCUUUCUCGAUAGUCACUGUGAGGUUAACGAUGGAUGGCUGGAGCCCCUGCUGGACAGGCUGGCGUUGAACUCGAGCCUGGCGGUUAGUCCACUGCUGGAUCCCAUUGACCCCGAGACCUUGAGCUACCUAACUGGCAAUGUGCUGCUGAAAGGAGGAUUCGAUUGGAGUCUGCAUUUCCAUUGGCUGCCCCGACAACUGGCCGAACGGGAGCCACCAGAGCAACAAUAUAAAAGUCCAGCCUUUGCUGGUGGUAUUAUGAUGAUCUCACGCGAAUGGUUCUUUAAGUUGCACGGCUUUAACCCACACUUGCAGAUUUGGGGCGGCGAGUCCAUUGAGUUUGCCAUUAAAUUGUGGCUUUGCGGUGGACAAAUUGAGAUCGUGCCCUGCAGCCGAAUUGGACAUAUUUUUCGACCACUCCAUGCCUUUGAGUUUCCGGCACAAUUCGAACAGCAGCUGGACACUGCCCAGGCGACAUAUUUGCGGUAGAAACUCAAAAUCAUAGCCGAGUCCUGGCUGGACGAGUACAAAUAUUUGUUCUACACCCUCAAACCGGCGGCCAGACAAAUUCCAUUGAAUCUCUCCCACCAGCAUUACGAGUUGGCUCUGAUAAAGACUGGACAGCAGUGUAAUCGCUUCGACUGGUAUAUGCGGCAUGUGAACACCGACCUGAAAGUUCACAACGCCAAGUACAGUGCACUGGGCACACUGCGAAAUGAGGAUCGCUGUCUGCAUGUGGAAGAUAACUCACCGAAAGUGGAGUUGCAACUUCUCCUCGUCAGUUGCUACCAAGUUGAGAUCACGCAGUGGCAUCUGCAUCGUGAAAGCGGACAGUUGAGCACAGGAAACAAGCUUUGUUUAGGAGUUUCGAUAAAACAUAGGGAGCGACCAAAGCUGACUCUGGACUCUUGUUUGAGUGGAGAGUUGAAACAGCUUUCAAAUCAUACGCAACGUUGGCUGCGCCGUGACACAAAGUUGUUGCACGCUGCGACGCAUCUCUGUCUAGAUAAUCCGCUCACGAAUCAGCUGGAGCUGAGCAGCUGUCGCCCGCAAGCGGCCGCACAGUCAUUUCAAUUUACAUUGGAAAUGGAGGCACAAACAUAAACUUGCUAAUGAUCUUGUGGUUGAGAUGGCAGCAGAGAAGUUGGACAGGGUUGUCGCCUAAUCAAAAUGUUGCCAUGUUGUGCUAAUCUCUGUGAAAUAUUUCCUUUAUCGCAGCUACCCACAGAACAAGGGGAAGUACUAAAUAAUGUUGACAUACAGACGCACACACACACACACACACACAUACAAAGGUGAAGUGAAUGCGACGUUGUUGGCUGAUUUUUUGUCUCCGCAAAGCUAUCAAGACUUCGCGCGCUUCCUGUCGCAUUCAUCACACGCCACAGCAGACAAUGAAGCUGCAGCAGGAACAGGAGCAGGAACAGUGGCACAAGCAGGAAGAGGAGGUGGUGGAGGAGGAGGAGGAGGAGCAACAGCAGCAAAGAUAAAAGACAGCGACGUCGCGCUUAUUGUGUUGCCUUGUUUAGAAGUCCAUGGACGAGUCCAUGGAACAAUGUGGCGCGUCUGCAAUUGUUGUUCGGGGCACAUCAAAGUCGCCGGGGCGGACUGCGAAUGUAAUUGAGUUGAUGACUGCCCGACGCGCUUCCGGCAGCUUUGAUGGCCUCCGGAUGCAGGCGACAAAAAUGUGGCGGCGACAUCACAAUAAAAUCCAAUGCACAACAUUUUCCAGGCAACCUAGGACACUGGACACUGGACACAGGACAGACGACAGUAGACAAUUUGCAAUUUGAGCAUUGUUUUCGUUGGACAUCUUUUGCGGUAAUAAAGCGUAAAAGUUAAUUUUGUAUCUCGAAAGUAAC